This is a messenger RNA of Haliotis rufescens (red abalone), 3631 nucleotides long. Its product is annotated as cytochrome P450 27C1-like. The transcript is spliced from 11 exons. Lineage: Eukaryota; Metazoa; Mollusca; Gastropoda; Lepetellida; Haliotidae. Bases 170 to 1717 code for a protein of 515 amino acids. Gene Ontology annotation, molecular function: oxidoreductase activity, acting on paired donors, with incorporation or reduction of molecular oxygen; heme binding; monooxygenase activity. The record is from RefSeq and is a predicted model, not a curated record.
CCUUUGAUACGACGUUAAACCAUUAGUUAGGGGGAACCCUCCCAUCGUAACGCUCAUGGUAUGAAAGGGAAGCGUUAGUGCACAGGUACUUGCAUCAUGAAAGGACUUAUGCUUACUGUGAUGCGUUACACCAUCUACUAAGAUACUAAGAAACCAUACCAACGCAAGGAUGAGAAGGAUGUUAAAUUCAGUGGUGAGCCGAUGUGGGGCACUGUUUAAUCAACGCUAUCACUCAACGUCAGUUAUUGAGGACUUUGAUAUCAGGGGAGUCCGACCUUUCGAGGAAAUCCCUGGUCCCGGGGGCAUCUACAAUACACCAAUCAUUGGGCCAGCCUUCCACUUUCAACCAUUCUCCAAACACCCCACAGAGAAAGUCCAUCACCUGUUCAAUGAGCUGAUUGAUAAGCAUGGGUCGCUUGUACGGAUCAAGUUAGGCAAGUGGUGCGUGCUUGUUGAGGACGCUGCCGAUAUUGAAGCUGUGAUGAAGAACGAGGGAAGGUACCCUAUGAGAGAUGGUCAUCUGAUUCAUGAACUGUACUGCGAAAAUUCGGAACUCAGUAAAGGGCUCAUUCUCCUACAAGGUAAGGAAUGGCACAACUUCCGGAGUCCUUUGAAUGCGCAGAUGAUGCGCGUCCGAUCGGCCCAGCACUUCUUGUCAAUCCAGAACGAGGUUGCAGACGACCUAGUCACGCGGAUAAAGCAGGACCGGUUUACUCCGCAUGAAAUGUCAGAGAUGUUUUUUAAGUACGCUUGUGAAAGCAUUAGCGUCGUUGCCUUCAACAAGCGUUUAGGCUAUCUGAGACGUGACGUCGACAUGUACCCCGACAAGCUGCAGUCUCUGAAGGAUAUCCGAGACAUGUUUCGCAUCUUCAAUGAAUGUCUCUACAUUCACCCGUUCGUGUUGAGAAACUUUCCCCUUAAAGUCAAGGAUGACUACAAAUCGGCGGUGGACAGACUUGUUCGUCUGGCCAAGGACCAUUAUCACGGCACGCUAGAGGACAUCAGACAGCGCCAAGCUGCCGGCACACUCGACCCCCAGGAGAACAACUUGAUGCUGUCUCUGCUGAUGUCCAACAAGCUGACAGAAGAUGACAUGGGAGCUAUUGCCCUCGACCUGUUCAGCGGAGGAACAGAUUCGACUGCCCGGAUGAUACAGAUGCUGCUCUACGUCCUGGCCCGCCAUCCCGACAAGCAGGAGAGGUUGUACCAGGAGGUGCAUGACGAGCUCGGCCCCUCCGGACCCAUCACUGUCUCUGCCCUCAAGAGCAUGAAGUAUCUCCCCGCGUGCGUGAAGGAAUCGUUCAGGUUGUACCACCCUGUCCUGACGGGGACCCAACGGUAUUUGCCGAGAGACAUCAUUCUUCAGGGAUUCAGGAUCCCAGCAGGGACAUCUGUGAUCAUGAUGAACCAGAAAGCCGCCAAGAAUAAGAAGUAUUUUCCGGAACCGGAAGUAUAUCUGCCUGAACGGUGGCUGCGAGACGCUAGCGGCAAGAGAGUGACCCCAAUCCCACCAUCCGUCUUACUUCCGUUCGGCUUCGGUCAGCGACAGUGUGUUGGGAAGAGGUUCGCCGAACAGGAAAUCUACCUUGCUGUAUCGAAGAUAAUACAGACCUUUGAAGUAUCACUUGAACCGGGCUAUGAAGAGAUUGAUGUUCUGUAUGAAAUCUUCAUCCGCCCCAAGGAACCGAUCAGAUUCGUCUUCAAGGAAAGGAAAUGAUUGGCCAGUACUUGCGUUCAAAUUACGAUUGGUUCAAAUUGCAAAGCUGCUUUUGGUAUGGCUUAAUCUGCAACCAUUUGUGUCAAUUUUUAAACUAAAAUGUGUAGUAUCAAUGAAAACAUCAUUGACUUGACAAUUAUUAUAUUACACUGUAAACACCGUGACUAUUCAAUAUACAUACGAUACAGGUAUCUUCUAGUAACACAUUAAAGGACGAGGAAGGAUAAUGGCCAAUUUAUGUCAAAUUAGGAAGUAACAGAGAACGUGGUGUGAAAACUAUCUGACAUUUUCGAAUAGCUGGACAAUAGUUGUUUCCUUUUUUACAUGUGUUUUUUCUGACAUGGAAAAAUGCUUAAGUAUGGCUAUUAUGAGUGCAAACAAAUAUAAAAAAACAGUUUGAUCUAAACUUACUUAACUCUCCUGAAAAAGUCAAAAGUGUUAUGAUCAAAUAUCAAUAAAAGACGCGUCCUGAAAACAUCGAAAGCAGCCUUUUAGCCACAAUAAUACAUUUGAUGUUUUAUGUAAAAAACAAAACAUGCAUGGCGUGAAAUGACCAAGAAUCUUUGCAAACAUGGCCAUAUGUGUUUUUAUAACAAUAUCGAAAGGUUUUACCCAUCCCUUAAAUUAUGCAGAUCAUAUGUCAAUUAUGAUGAUGAUGGUGAUGAUGAUGAUUAUUAUGAUGACUAGGUGACGUCGAUUGUGUUACUUGUCAUGGAAAGAGAGUGAUUUUGCUUUACUUUCUGUAUUUGUUUUUGUCCUGCAAAUAUGGCAAAUGAUUUUAAACCAAAGUGAUUGCAUCUAUCUCCAACAUGCUGCCCCAUGUUUGGUAAUCAUGGACUGAGUAUUAGCAUCUUCACAGUGAGGCUUUGUUAACUCCGAGAAAUACAGCGAGAUAUCAGUAGUUCGGGACAAAGGGGACACAUCGCCUUGAAAGAUAUUACGGACUAAUGGAGUUCGACACAAUGAGGUGUGAUUGUGUACAUGGCAUAGGGACACAGAAUAUAGAAAACAGGAAUUGGGUUCUCUGUCACUUUCGUCAACUAAUAUAUGUAACUUGCAUCAUCAAAUUUCGAUCCCGUGAAGAUGUCGUGUCAGAUACGGUCCCCACUACCUCAUGCUGAGCAGAAUAGAAUAUGAGCUCAGGUUCUCUGCAUUAUUUAUCGUUUCAUACUCAGAAAAAAGCGUUCAUAACGAACACCUGACGGAUAUGACGAUCUUAUUUGUUGCUCCCGGCCGUUUGAUGUAUUUUUGUUGAAUAUAUAUGCUUAUUUCGAACUACGGUUAUAACAAACAAAAAUUAGUGGCCCCUUUGAGUUCGUGAUUACCGUAGUUUACUGUAUUCCGUGUCAUGUUUCAUUUUAUUUAUUAUCGUCUGUAUUUCGUCCAGCCUAAAGCGUGUGUCUGUACUAUUAAGUUUUCUUUAAACAAUCCUUGUUGACUUUUAAACUGAUGACUCAGCUUUUAUGAUGAAUAAUGAAUACUUGUAUUGUACAAAUAUACUACUCUAUUUUUCUAUUCUGAGGGAGGUGGUGGGACUGAAAAUGACUAAUUGCUUGAUACAAAAAGUGUUCAAUAUUGCCAUCGGAUCGACACAUUUUCAGCUUCGGUUCAAAUGAAAAAGAAGCAUAUUUAUUAUAUACACGUGCAAAAGUUUCUAUCCUUUGGUUCCUAAUCAAAUGUUGAGUAGCAUAUAUUGGUCAAUCGAAAGAUAUUAGCGGAAAUUGUAGUGUUUUCAAUCUAAUGAUGGUCAACAUGUGAGUAUUUUACACACAGUCAACUGGGCACAGAUAUAUACCUGACUUGAUAGUCUACCCAACAAUCAGAUUGAUUUGUCGCUAAAUCUCUGUGCAUCGAUGUUGAUGUUCUCUGUAAUGAAAUUGUUAGCUUAUUAAAGGAUAUGUAAAAAAUGUUUCA